This is a messenger RNA of Grosmannia clavigera kw1407, 441 nucleotides long. RefSeq lists its product as uncharacterized. The transcript is spliced from 2 exons. NCBI's taxonomy places the organism in Eukaryota, Fungi, Ascomycota, Sordariomycetes, Ophiostomatales, Ophiostomataceae. The record is from RefSeq and is a predicted model, not a curated record. The coding region runs from base 1 to 441 and encodes 146 amino acids. Gene Ontology annotation, molecular function: protein binding.
AUGGCCCCGGCGAAGCAGCGCUCGGGCGCCGACGACCACAAGGCAGACGCAGCAGCAGCAAGCAAGGGCAGGGAUGUGCGGCUGACGGGUGCGUCUCGCGAGCAGAUCCAAUGGAUGGAGUUUGAACGGGACGUGCUGCACGCGUACGUCCGCACGUACCAGAUCGAGUCGCCCAGCGCAUUUUCCAACGACCUGCACCGGUGGAUGCUCUCACAGCCAGGAAGCAUCGGGCUGCAGUCGCCGACGAUGCGACGCCACAAGGCGCUGCGGCGGCAGAGCAAGGCGCAGCUGGCCAGCACGACGCGGAAACACUCGAACAACCUGGGGGUGCAGGAGAACGACGUGAUUGUCGACUUCCUACACAAGGUGCAGAACCACGAGGUUGUGCGGUUGCGUCGGCUGAGGAGAAACGGGUCGAACUCGCGUGGACGUGAGGGUUAG